GACCAAACACACAACACUUAAAUAUAUGCUACUGCUGGACUAGGGUUGGGAUAUCGUCAAGUCCAUAUAUAUUUUUUUCAACUUUGGAUAUUUCUCUGUGUAAAACUGUGAUAGGAUUUCUCUACUGAAUGGUAUUGGAAACUUAUUCUAUUAGUUGAGGAAUCAGUGAGUCAGUGUAGAUAAAUAACAAAUUUAGCAACCAUGGUGUACAAUUAUACAAAGCCCCGUGGCCCCAUUGCUGCCAUGUACAGCAGCCCCGGCCCCUGUUACGGACUUCCAGGUUUGGUGGGACAGAAAACCCAUGAUCCCCGCAGUGUUCACCACAAAGGCUCCGCCUACCCGUUUGGUGUUCGCCACGGAAAAUUCAGGGAUGACUGCAGUCCUGGACCCUGCUAUUACCCCAACCCCAAGGUUUAUAGGGACGGAAACGAUGGCACCCCCCAUUACUCAUUAUACAGCCGCCAAAGGGACGGAACCAUGUUUAAAGUGCCUGGCCCCGGGGCUUACAGCCCUGAGGGUGCUGGACCCACCGCUCACUUCCGCCACCCUGCCUACAGCUUUGGAACUCGUCACAGAAACAGGAGAACUGAUAACACACCUGCUCCUAACAACUACACUCUGACACCAAUGUUGGGAACCACGAAGGAAUCUGGCAAACCCCAGGCCCCAAUCUUCUCCAUGUCUGGCAGACAAAAGCAGGGAGGAUUCCACGAGGAUCUGGCCAAGACCCCUGGACCAGGAACCUAUGACACCUCUGAUCCCAGCAUCUACAAGGAUAAGGCGCCACUGUACAGCAUGACCAGCCGAAACGUCAUGCCCGGAGACACCACCCGCAAACCUGGCCCCGGUGCUCACUCUCCCGAAACUGUCUGGACUCACAAAAAGAAGAUGCCCGAGUUCUCCUUCGGAAUCCGUCACAGCCAAUACUUAGCUCCCCUUAUCGUAGACCAGGCUGAUUGAACUUGUACAUACAUUCUAAUUCAUAAUUUUUAGGAUCAUUUUUUUCUUUUUUUUUUCUUAAGAGAUGUUAUACCGAGUUUUUUAUAUUAAGAUUUGAACACAUUUCCAAAUCAAAAAAGAACUUUUUUUUCAGGUUUCUAGUACAUUUUUAGCACUGGUUUAUAAUAUUCUUUACGAUAAAAAAAAAGUGAUUGGUUUUUUACAUUCCGUCCAUUUACUUUUUUUUAUAUAUAUAUACUUUCAUCAAGUGAUGAAAUUUUUUUUUUGUUUUUUGUAUGCAUGUAUUUACCAAGGCUGUGAUAAAAUGCGUUGAACAACAUGAAAAUAAAAAAGAAUUUAAUUAAUCUAGCUGUUUCCUUUUUUUAAGUUAAAAGUUUUUCAGUUCCAAUACAUUUUGUAUUCGUGAAAAAAAAGCAGUAUUAGGAUGCAUACAGGGACUCACUACAUAAAAGUAUUAUCGCUGGAUAUAUAAGCCUAGCCUACUAGUAGUGUAAAAGAACUCGGACUUUGAGCCUCAGGAGUGAAUCGUGUUGGGUUUAUUAUUUUUUUUCUUGAGCCAUAACUGCAUUAUCAUCGUAUGAUUGUGACUUUAAUAUGUCAGCUGUAUAAUAAUAUUAUAUGUAUGUAAAUUUUUUUUUUUCAUUUGUACAAAGUUUUUUUUUUUCCUCUACGUGAUAUAGUAUUAUUAUUGUCAUUUUUUAAUACAAAACAAACUCGUUUUAUAUUUUUUCUAUAUCUAUACAGUCACUAGUUUGAGUUCUGUGUUGACAAAAACAGUGAAUUAUGUCCCCUAUUUCUCGCGCUCUCUUUUUCUCGAGUUUCUCCAGUAUUUGUGAUCAUAUGGAAUGCACUAAAUCAUAAGUGGUUGUGUUUGUUUAAAAACUUGCGACGUAAACAAAAAAAUAUACAGCUUGUUAAUUAGAUCAGUUUGCCAAAAAAACCUCGAAAUAUUUAUGAAUUUUAGAUUAAAAUAGCCAUAUUUAUUAUUAGUUUUAAUAUAUUUCUAUCAAAACAUUUCAAGAAUUGUCAGGGUGUUUUUUUCGAUGUAUGUGACAUUUUUUUCGAGGAAUUUAUAAAAUUCCUUCAGCAGAAUUUCACAGUGUGUGCGAUAUUGUGUUUGAUUACUGCUGUAAAAUAAUAACAACAACAACAAACUUGACAGUUCUUGAUUGUUGUGGAAUUUUUUUGCUCAAUGUUUCAGUCUUUCUGUGCUAAAGUCAGUAUCAAUAAGUUUUUUUUUUUUUAAAGAGUUAUCUCCCUGUACAUGACAGCAGCAUGUAAAUAUAAAUUGAUCAGUGACACCAUAUUUCUGUAGAAACAACUAACAGAAUAAAAUAUGCAUUGUUGAAAUA
Messenger RNA from Magallana angulata, 2312 nucleotides. RefSeq names its product outer dense fiber protein 3-like. NCBI's taxonomy places the organism in Eukaryota, Metazoa, Mollusca, Bivalvia, Ostreida, Ostreidae. The record is from RefSeq and is a predicted model, not a curated record. Gene Ontology annotation, cellular component: cytoskeleton. Bases 202 to 960 code for a protein of 252 amino acids. The transcript is spliced from 5 exons.